Wickerhamiella sorbophila is the source of this 885-nucleotide messenger RNA. Its product is annotated as Exonuclease V. The coding region runs from base 1 to 885 and encodes 294 amino acids. Gene Ontology annotation, biological process: interstrand cross-link repair. NCBI's taxonomy places the organism in Eukaryota, Fungi, Ascomycota, Dipodascomycetes, Dipodascales, Trichomonascaceae. The record is from RefSeq and is a predicted model, not a curated record. The transcript has a single exon. Gene Ontology annotation, molecular function: single-stranded DNA 5'-3' DNA exonuclease activity. Gene Ontology annotation, cellular component: nucleus.
AUGAGUCGGUCCAUUGAAUGGGGCCCCGCGCAGCUGAUGCGUAUGUUUCGGGGAUCCAGCGGUAGAAUAAGUGUGACCAAGUUCAGCUCUCAAUAUUGCGAGAUAAAAUCCAUCUUUGACAGUCUGCGACCGCCUGCGAUCACCCCGGCCAUGAAGGCAGGCACCGAAAUGCACCAGGUUCUCGAGGAAAGCGUUAUGGGCCCUCCCGUUGAGUUCACCGAAGAAGCUGCGAUGGAGUUUUCUGCAGAAGACGCCCAUGCCUUGCGUCUGGGCGACGUCGUCAGUCGGUGGAGGCAUUUGGUGGAUACGAGUAAAGCAAGAGAGAUCUCCGUGUAUGGAACAAUCAGAGGAAUUCAGCUCAAGGGGGUGAUUGAUGAAGCGGCAAUUGACGAAAAAUCCCGCAUCCACCUCGUCGAUACCAAGACAUACGCUGGUGAUCUCGCCGUGUACAAACAGCGCCUAGCCUACCACCAAUUACUGGUUUAUUACGAGCUGAUGGGCCAAAUGAUCAAAGGCAAAGUCGACAUCGAUCAGUUGGCCCACGAAAAGGCCAAAAAAUGCGAUUUCCUCGUCCCGCUUCACCGGGAUAUUCAGGCGGCUUGGGGAUACGGCACUCUGCAAGAGAUGAUGGACGGCUGGAAAGACUCUCUGAACAAAUUGUCCAGCGGUAGCAUGGCUGAGGAGGUCCGUGCGGACUUUAUUGACCGACGAAAUCACAAUACCGACCAGAUCGAGUUCAAACAUGACGUAGACACGGCCGAGCAGCUGUUUGCAUUUCGCUCGGAGCUGCUGUCUGGCCAAAGACCGCCUCUUCCCUUGAGCCGCAGUGUCGGAUCUUGUCGAUUCUGUCCCCAUUUUGCCGACUGCUCGGAGCGCCAACAUUAA